Messenger RNA from Bubalus bubalis (water buffalo), 3477 nucleotides. It is a transcript of the gene SERPINB12, whose product is annotated as serpin family B member 12. Bases 211 to 1488 code for a protein of 425 amino acids. The record is from RefSeq and is a predicted model, not a curated record. The transcript is spliced from 10 exons. Gene Ontology annotation, molecular function: serine-type endopeptidase inhibitor activity. NCBI's taxonomy places the organism in Eukaryota, Metazoa, Chordata, Mammalia, Artiodactyla, Bovidae. Gene Ontology annotation, biological process: negative regulation of endopeptidase activity.
CUGUCUGGUCUUGAACUGACUUCAUCAGAGCAGACUUUAGCUGGAGACAGCCCUCACUGACUUCUAGUUGUGGAAUACAUUUGUCUGAUAAAAGCUUUAUCCGGAGCCCAAUAAGGAAGAAAAAAAGAAAAGAAGGGGUGUGGAUUGAAACUCGCCUGGCCAGCUGUUAGGAGCACCUCUGAAGGCAAGAAGAGUGUCAUCAGAUUCACAAUGGACUCUCUCAUCGCAGCAAAUACCAAGUUUUGCUUUGAUCUGUUCCAAAAGAUCAGCACAGGUGACUGUCGGAAGAACAUCUUCUUCUGCCCGCUGAGCCUCUCGGCCGCGCUCGGCAUGGUCCGCCUGGGGGCCAGGAGCGGCAGCGCGCGCCAGAUCGACCAGGUUCUGCACUUCAACGAAUUUUCCCGGAAUAAAGGGGACGAGCCGGAUCCCUGUCUGAAAAAAGCAGAGCAAGAAGUGCCUGCUGACAGCAGCCUGGAAGGGCAGAAGGACGUGACGGGGUCCCUGACCCUGCAGACCGAGUCUUCAAAGGAUGAGAGUGGACUGCUCAGCUGCUAUUUCGGGCAGCUUCUCUCCAAAUUAGCCAGGAUCAAAGUCGAUUACACCCUGAGUAUUGCCAACAGGCUUUAUGGGGAGCGAGAAUUCCCAAUCUGCCCGGAAUACUUAGAUGGUGUGAUUCAAUUUUACCACACAACGGUCGAAAGUGUUGAUUUUCGGAAAGACAGUGAAAAAUCCAGGCAAGAGAUUAACUUCUGGGUUGAAUCUCAAUCCCAAGGUAAAAUCAAGGAACUCUUCAGCGAGGACAGUAUCAACAGUGAGACCGUGCUGGUGCUGGUGAAUGCUGUCUACUUCAAGGCCAAAUGGGAGAAAUAUUUUGACUGCGAAAACACGGUUGAUGCUGUUUUCUCUCUAAGUGAGAGUGAAAAGAAGAACGUGAAGAUGAUGAACCAGAACGGGCUGUUCAGAAUCGGCUUUGUGGACGAGCUGAAGGUGCAGAUCUUGGAGCUUCCGUACACGAAGGGGAAGCUUGACAUGGUCGUGCUGCUGCCGUCCGGCUCUGAGGACAACCUGAAGGCCCUGGAAGAGCUUGAAAGAAAUAUCACCUACGAAAAAUUCGUGUCCUGGAGCAGUUCAGAAAAUAUAUCAGAAAAAAGAGUAGCUGUUUCCUUCCCUCGGUUCAGCCUGGAAGACAGCUACGAUCUCAACCCUGUUCUACAAGACAUGGGCAUCACGGAUAUCUUUGAUGAAACAAAGGCUGACCUUACUGGAAUCUCUCCAAGUCCCAGUUUGUACCUGUCAAAAGUUGUCCAUAAAACUUUUGUGCAGGUGGAUGAAAAUGGCACCCAGGCAGUCGCACCCAGUGGGGUUGUCGGCAUGGAAAAGUCCUCACCAUCCUGGGAGACAUUUAAUGCUAACCGCCCUUUUCUCUUUUUCAUCAGACACAACAAAACCCAAACCAUUCUCUUCUAUGGCAGGGUCUGCUCUCCUUGAAAGGGGAACAUGGUCUGGUGCUUGGAGCUGGGAGAAAGCGAUGAUACGAUUCACCCCUGGUAUCACACGGGCAUUUGCGUUUCGCUAGCAUCCAAAGCUGACUGAAUUUCAUCACGACUCCACGCUCGCCACCUCCGGCCGUUGGUCCGCACUUCUCCUGACCUUUCUCUCACCCUGUCGCAGGUUCUCAUCUAAGUCCUUUAGUGCUAAAAGGUCCUGCUCCCUCCCUGAACUUUCACCACCCUAAGCUUUCAAGCAUAUAAAUUUACCCACUGUGACCUCAAGGUCAGCAUCAUUGAGGACGAUAUAGAUUCUAAGUUACAGACCUCCUUAUAAAGGAAUCCUGAAAGUUCAAGUCAUUAGUCUGCUUCUAGGAACUGGCAGACUCAGAAAACACUUUUCCACGAGUGGCAAGAGAAAAGGUUUCCGUGGGAUCUGUUUUGGAAACGCAGCUGCUCCUGCUGUGACCCUGUGCCCCGGGCGGGGCGCUCCUCCUCUUCUGUCUUCUGCUGCCUGGAGGGUGUCCUGUGGGGCUGGGCUUGGUGGUGGCUCAAGGGAGUAAGACUCCCCCAGCAGCCAGCGUUUUGCAGAGAGCAGGGUGGCAUUUGUCUUGUGAAUCUGACAUGGACUCGGGAGAGUAGCCAGUGAAUUAAAGAGAGACGCAGUCUCAGUUCUCCUUAUAAAGCCAUCAGCAUGAGGCACUUCCUCUGUCUCUUCUUCACACCUGUCCUCAGAGAAUUCUGCUCUGAAGUUGCUCCUAAGGGCUUCCCUGGUGGCUUAGACGGUAAAGAACCCGCCUGCCAAUGCAGGAGACCUGGGUUGGAUCCCAGGGUUGGGAAGAUCUCCUGGAGAAGGAAAUGGCAACCCACUCCAGUAUUAGAAUACUGGAAAACCCCAUGGACAGAGGAGCCUGGUGGCUGCAGUCCACGGGGUCGCAGAGUUGGACACGCCUGAGGGACGGAGCUGCGCCGCACCGGGCAUGCGCUGGUGGCCCCUGACAGCGCGCUGCGGGAGGGAGGCAGGGGCCGCCCUCACUGCGGCCCCUCCCGUGCCUCCCUCCAUCCUCUGCCACGUGGCCCGAUCUGUCCUCCCAGAGGCCUCCUAAGAGCCCACUGGGGCCUGGGCACGAUGCUCGUGGAAACCCUUUCCCAUCAACUGCAAGCUAGACACCAGAGCGUUCAAGACCCCAGGACACAGGGCCUUUGUUCUCGGAGGUGCCGAUCUGAGAUCUUGAUCUCUGCCUCAACUGCAUGGUCUGGAGUGACCACUGACACUCUCCCGUAAAGGUGGAUUCUGGUCUGGCUUGUGGUCCGGUUUCCUUGCCCUGUGACUGCCCUCCUUCCGGCUGCCCCUGUGUUGGUGAAGUGUGGCUGUAGCAGUUUCUACAGGAGGAGGCGGGUUAACUUCACAUGCUCUUGUGCUGGGCCUUCCCCUGGUUCUGUCUGUGCUCUCUCUCGUUCUCUCUCUUGUUCUCUCUCUAGUUCUCUCUCUCGUUCUCUCUGAAGAGACAAGGGUCAUGCCCUUUAUACAGGCGUCUCAUGGUUCAGACUUGCUCACAGCAUAAAAGAUUCUCAUUGGUAACAUGAGGCUGUUCUUCCAAGUCCUUUACCCAGAAUACAUCUCCCAUGUGUCAAAUUUAUCUCAGAUAAUCAAAAAUCGUCUCUCCCGUGGUUCCUUUUUGAGGGUAGGGUUUCCAGGGCUGGUUCCAUACUGACCUGACAGUGCGGUUGGACACUGACCUUGACCUGUAUUAUGGGUCUGGCAUUGUCUGGUGUUGCUUUUGUUCUUAUUAUUUUCUUUGCUAUGCAUAUUUUCUCAUUUGCAUUGGGGUUUUUCAGAAUUUUAAUCACGAAGGGAAAAUGAAUCUAUUUACAAUAAAGAGAAGAGUGUGAUUCUUAAAUCUGUCUGAAGUCAGUAAACCCCAUCUUUACUGACCUUUCACUGAUCAAAAUGUUUCCUAGUGAAUAAAACAUUUUGUCAUAAAAUAUG